Messenger RNA from Oikopleura dioica, 513 nucleotides. Lineage: Eukaryota; Metazoa; Chordata; Appendicularia; Copelata; Oikopleuridae. The record is from the annotation of a GenBank genome assembly.
AUGCCACGAAGUGUUAUUUUUCCACUCGCUGAGAUAAAACGCCAUUGCAAGGUCUACAAGACUGAAGAAGGAAUAUUUACUGGAAAACUUGAAAAAAAACUAAAUGUCCAAGGGUACUUCGGAAACAAUGACAAGAAAAGUCAUAAAGCUUCGAAACUACUCAAAAAAGCGGGACGAAGACGAGAACAACGCCUUGGAGAAGGAAGCUCCUCGAGUAGCGCGUGGAAACGACCGCUCGCAAAGAGGUCGGACGAGGACGGGUAUCCAGAUGAUCCAGAAAGCAAAAAGAAGCAAAAACUCACAUGCGAUGACAACAAGGAAGAGAAAAUCGGACAAAUCGCCCCUCCAAACAGCCCGGCAAGUCGAAAACAAUUUGAAUCAGGUGGAACCACCUCAGGAGCCCGAUAUUCGGAUUCCGGAUCAAGUGGAAGAUCAGACAGCGAGAGCGACAGCAGCGGCUCCGACAGUGGCAGCGCAAGCUCCGGAUCAAACUCCUCCUCAGAAGAAGAUUAA